AUGGCAACCCUCGUCUCCAGAUCCCUAAUCCUGCUCGUCGUCCUCCUCAUCCUCUCCGGCGCCCUCUCCGCCGGCGCCCUGCGGUUCGACCUCUUAUCGGGCCAUACCAAGUGCAUCUCCGACGACAUAAAGGUCGGCGCAAUGGCCGUCGGCAAGUACCACAUCGUGGAGCCCGAGGGAUCCUCGGAGCUCCCGGACUCCCACCGCAUAUCGCUGCGGGUCACGUCCCCCUACGGCAGCAGCCUGCACUACUCGGAGAACGUGCAGUCGGGCAACUUCGCCUUCACGUCGUCGGAGGCCGGGGACUACCUCGCCUGCUUCUGGGCGCCCGACCACCGCCCGCCCACCACCAUCGCGUUCGAGUUCGACUGGCGCAGCGGCGUCUCCGCCAAGGACUGGAGCAGCGUCGCCAAGAAGGGACAGGUCGAUAUAAUGGAGCUUGAGCUCAAGAAACUGGAGGAUACGAUAAAAUCUAUCCAUGAAGAAAUGUUCUACCUUCGUGAAAGGGAGGGGGAGAUGCAGGUACUGAACGGGAGAACCAACACAUGGAUGGCUUGGCUCAGUUUCCUCUCACUUGGUAUCUGCUUAUCCGUGGCAGGGUUGCAAUUGUGGCAUCUGAAGAACUUCUUUGAGAGAAAGAAGCUGCUAUGACUUUCUAUGACAUGAAG
Molecule: messenger RNA, 668 nt
Organism: Lolium rigidum
Lineage: Eukaryota; Viridiplantae; Streptophyta; Magnoliopsida; Poales; Poaceae
Product: transmembrane emp24 domain-containing protein p24delta7-like
Exons: 3
Coding region: 1-651 (216 amino acids)
Biological process (GO): Golgi organization; intracellular protein transport; endoplasmic reticulum to Golgi vesicle-mediated transport
Cellular component (GO): Golgi apparatus; endoplasmic reticulum; COPII-coated ER to Golgi transport vesicle
Source: RefSeq, a predicted model, not a curated record